Mycena citricolor is the source of this 1735-nucleotide messenger RNA. Lineage: Eukaryota; Fungi; Basidiomycota; Agaricomycetes; Agaricales; Mycenaceae. The record is from the annotation of a GenBank genome assembly.
CGAGCACUCUCAUUCCUCAAUUCAAGAAACUCGCUGUCCCGUUCUGUUCCUGCAGCUCAGCAUAUGCCGGUUGAGUAUGUUCGGGAAAGCGUUAGAAAGAAUUAGGCAAGAGUCAGGCAAGGUUGUCGACGAUGAUCGGGGGGAUUGUUUGAAAAAAUCUUUGAUGACGCACUAUCUGUCGGUGGUCUGCAUGAGAAAUUAUACACAUUUCGGACGAAUCUCCAGUGCCGACAGCCGUGUCCGUUUCUAAGCUUUUUCGGGGAUUUCCCGAACCGUGCAUAUAUCUUGACAGGUGCCAAUGGGUGUCAGGUCCUGUCAUCCGUGAAACAUGCUUUGCCGAUGGAAGCGUCCGGGGUUCGCUUUUCCGUUCAAGCACCUUGUCCCACCUGGCUGUCCUGCGCAUCCAGUCCACUGAACUAGGUAUCAAGAUUUCAAACUAAAAAACUGGGACUUAUCUGUCGGUCCUGCUAUUUUGCACUCGGCUAUCACCCGGAAAGGAAGGUUUGAACCGCUGUGGCCGGAGUUUGGGGAGUCCUGAAGACUGCCGGUCGCCACUGCUAAGUGUUCCGAGAAUAUAGUUUGCGGAGAUCGAAGCAGUCACGUUAGAGGGACUCUUCUUUCUUAUACCACCACUAAUACGUCUCCGGCUGUGUCAUCAUCGCCCCUUCUUCGCCUACCAUGGCCUCACUGGCUGAGAUUGCCGACACCAUCCUUGUCCUUCGAUAUAUCAGCGUAUGCGGCCUUGCCAUCUUGGUCUGCGAGCACAUCGUGACAUUCGAAGAGGAGCUGCGGGUCAUCUGGAGAAACAAGGCAAUGAGCACAUGGCGCAAGGUCGCGUUCGGGAUAAAUCGUUACCUUGUGGAGUCGGUCGUCGCGCUUACGGUAGCGGCUUUCAGCGGUCAGAUAUCUCAACUGACCACAUCUGUCUGCCACGCUUUCCUAUGGUACUUUGGCACCGUGCUGAUCACUUUCUCGGCUACGUCCCACGCUGUGACCAUACUCCGCAUGCACAAGCUUUAUGAGGGGACGGUCGUCAUUUCGCGAUUGCUCAUGCUUCUCUUUGUCUUCAGCAUCCUAUCCGUCCUGAUUGUAGGUAUCUUGAGCGUUUCCAAUCUGCAACGCUCCUUUCUCUAUUCUCCAUUCUUCCGAGUGUGUCUGCUGGCGGCCACUCCUCGGGUUUUGGUUAUCGUUUUCGGCAUCCAGACGGGCUGCGAUGUUUCUGUGGUGAUGUUGAUGAUCUACAAUACGCUCGCUCAGCCGCGGAGGAGCAACAGCGAGAUGAAGACGACGCUGCGGAAGGAUGGCGUGCCCUUUCUCGUGGCCAUAUUCGGUCUGCGCAUGCUGUAUAUGAUUAGUGCCAUCACGAUGAAUCCCGGACAAUCGGUCGCAACUGUAGUUCUAUGCUGGAGUAUCAACUGCGUGGUUGGAGUGAGGCUGAAUCUACGCUUGGAUGCGUUGACUCUUGAGCGAGAGCCGCUCCUUCCUGUCCCAGCGCCACCAACGAAACUAGACGAGGUGGAGCCGUAUUCCGGCUGGUGGUGAAAUUGAUUCGGUCGUUGCAGCUCCAUUCAACUACCAUUCUAUACUAGCUCGCUGAAAUGAUAAUGCGGAACUAUGUACAGUAUACUUAAUAAUUAUGAAUGAUCGGGUGUUUGCUGACCAGUGCGUGAUGAAUCAGAUGAUGACCUCAUCGACGGCCUCGGGAAAGUCGGGCCGUCGCCUGAAGGUCUCGUUU